CCAUUAUGUAGAGAGAUCAAAUUUGAAUAAAACGUGAGUUACUAAAAGAUCACUCUUCUUGUUAAUUUUAUUCUAAUUAUAAGUCCCAUUUGAUAUCAAUUUGAAAUCCAUUCAAAGGAAGCUCUUUUCUUUUUACUAAUUAAUGAUAUUAGUAAAGUUGUCUGAAUCAGAAAUCCACAUUGUAAUAUCUUUUUAGUAUCUACAAAAGCAUUUGUAUGUUGCCAACCUUAUCAUAUCAGAUCUGUUCAAUAACCCAAACGUACCCAUCCGCCCAACCCCAAACCCAAACUAACCGAAUCACCAGCUGCUCGGAACCGGACCGGUUGAGCCUCCACCCACUCUCUCACUGUAAUAUCUUCUAGUUCUGUCAUGAUGACUUUGCUCGACAAGAAGACAAAUCAAAUUGAUCGAAUCAGUGACUUACCAAGUAAUGUCAUUGAUGCCAUCCUGGGAAACUUGGAAAUCAGAGACCAAGUUGCGACUAGUAUUUUGUCAAAAAAGUGGAGGUAUAUGUGGACUUCAGCCCCACAAAUUUUUUUUGACGAAUACUUUUUUAGAAGCCUUAUGGGUGUUCAUGACGAUGUAGUUUACGAAAUCAUUAUUGGUGUUCUUAUGCUCCACAAUGGGCCGAUACACAAGUUUUCUAUUGACCUAUUCUACACUUUUGAUUUCAACACAGAAAAAUUCAAUAGGCUGAUUCCCUUCAUGUCAAGGGACAUUCAACACCUUGAGCUUGUCAUCUGCGGUUUCGGUUCUGUUGAAGAUCAAAUGCUAGAUAAUCUCUCCUUAGAUAUUCUCUUCUCUUGUAAGGAACUGACUUACUUCAAAUUUAACGGAUGUAAAAAUUUGUCAAUUUCACCUGAUUUCCGCGGCAUUAGAAAAUUGCUUGAACUUGACUUAGAAUGUGACGAAAUCGAGUCUAGUGCACUUGACACUUUUAUGUCUGGCUGUCCGCUUCUUGAAAAGCUCAGCGUUGGAUUCCGUUUUGGUUGUGAUCAUCUUGUUAUAUCUUCUCCUUCUCUCAAAGUCUUCGUGCUAGAAUUGUACGAUACAAAGUCAGUCUGUCUCGAGAAAGCAAACAAUCUGAUCGAUUUUACACUCAAGUUAUCUCGGUUUGGAGCGUCUGUUUAUAUCAAAAGUUUGCCACAAGUUAAGAAGUUUUCUCUCACCAAUUGGGGAAAGAUUCCAUUAGCAGAUAUCAUUCCUCCCGUGCUGCUAACAAGUUCAUUCAGCUCUUUAGAGUAUCUACAAUUGGAUGAGUUCGAUUUGAAUGAUAAAGGAGACAUUUUGUAUCUGGUCCGUCUUCUCGAAAGUGCUCCUAGCUUGGUUAAACUUGUUAUACAGGAUUACGAGGACGAUCAUAGCACACAAGUGUUGGACCCUUCAGAGGAGUUAGAAUGGCGUAGUUGUUGUCUUAAACUUCAGACGGUGGAGAUCUGUGUUGAAGCUAGCUCUCAGCAUGGAAUGAGUUUGAUACAGUUCAUACUUGCAAAUUCUCCUUUGUUGAAGACUCUUACUUUUAAUUUUUGUAGUUACAGAGAAUUAGAUGGACCUAUGUUAAAAACUUCACAAGACUUGUUACGGAUGGAACGAGCAUCACCGAGAGCAGAAGUUAAUUUCAUUCACUCUGCUUAUAGAAGAAGGCCGCUUUCAAUCUACAUAGAAUAAGGUAUCUAUUAUAGCGCACGAUUGAGUUCUGCCAGAAAAAUUUUAAAGGGAAAAAGUAAAAAUAAGAAAGCUGUAUUGAAAAGAAAUCAAUGGUGGAGAUUGCAGGUGAACAAACUGCAAGAGAGAAACAAAACAAAAGGAGAGAAGCUGGAUCUCAUAUUCUAAGAGAAUAAAGUAUUUGGGGAUGUGGUGACAGUGAAUGUAUUGUUUGAUUUAAUGAACUUGUACUUAUGUAGUCAAGUGUUUUUUUAUAGUAUUUGAGGAUAUGUUAUUUCCAGUUUAUUUGGUAUUAUGUGGCCAUUGUUAUGUUCUAACCUCUUAUUACAUGCAAAGAAGUAUUUGGAAGUUAAAA
Messenger RNA from Lathyrus oleraceus (garden pea), 2020 nucleotides. RefSeq names its product F-box/FBD/LRR-repeat protein At1g13570. The record is from RefSeq and is a predicted model, not a curated record. Gene Ontology annotation, molecular function: protein binding. Bases 370 to 1668 code for a protein of 432 amino acids. The transcript has 3 exons. Lineage: Eukaryota; Viridiplantae; Streptophyta; Magnoliopsida; Fabales; Fabaceae.